AUGGCAGAACCAACAGAUCGUAUCAUCAGUGGAGUAAUCGAGAUUAGGGGAUUAUUGCUCCAGGCGAUGGAGAAGCGUCGACACAUAGUCUCGACACCAGCUUUCAUCCUAGAGUGGCACAAAGAAGCUUACGAGCGACUAACUCGCGUCCGCAACGAACGCUGUCAAGCAGAUGACCUGCCGUCUUCGAAAUAUCUCCCUAUCCUCGCUUUCUAUAUGGAUCACAGCAUUCUGGUCUUUAACGCUCAGGCUUUGCGAGACUUGACGGCCUCUGAGGAUAGUGCGGCAGCAUCUGCACUUUUGAUCAUCCAGAGAAAGAGUAUUGAAGUUGCUGGUCGUAUCUUUGACCACUUGGUGACAGAUAAAACAAUGAACGACGUCUCAGUUGGCUUUCAGAAUAACCAGUUUAUUAUGAUAUGCCACGCUAUGACUGAGAUACUACGGGCCGUAAAGAAAGGCGGCAUUACAGCAGAAGAAACUGCCGCCGCUGCAGAAAAGGUUAUCAGUGUCAUUCCAUUCUUUGACCGUGUGGUGCAGCACCUUCCAGCCUCAUCAUCUGUACACCUUUACUUUGAUCUUGCUCGUUUCUUUGCAUGUCAGAUCGACUCUUUGCUUGCGCCACCUGAUCCACAGGCUUCACGAGAAACGAUCGAUCAAGGAAUGUUUACGGAUGAGUGGUUCAAAUCUGUUGAUUCGGGCGUGCCAGAUGUUGCCACGUAUAUAGAUAUGGGAUAUUUGGGAAUGGAUCAGUCAAUGAUGGAUGCGAAUGGGUUCUUCGAUUUUAAUGACUUUAAUGGUAUGGCAUAA
Molecule: messenger RNA, 807 nt
Organism: Fusarium musae
Lineage: Eukaryota; Fungi; Ascomycota; Sordariomycetes; Hypocreales; Nectriaceae
Exons: 3
Coding region: 1-807 (268 amino acids)
Source: RefSeq, a predicted model, not a curated record